AGCUCCCGAGCCCUGGGUUCCCGCGGCAGAGCGAGAAGGGGGCGGGGCCCGGGAGGGGGAAGCGCCUCCGAGGCGCCAGGACGCCGCGGCGAGAGCCAAUCGGAGAGCGUGACGUCAGUUUGGCGCGGAGUUUGGCGACCGGGGCUUCCAGUGGCGGGAGUUGGAGGCGAAAGCGGGUCGCUUCGCGGAGGGCGUGGAGCGCGGCUCCUGAGCAGCUCGGGGGCGAUCUUCUCGGCGUUUCCCUCGGCGGAGCCUUCUCCUCGGGCCCAGAUGCUCUUCCACUCGGUGCUCCGCCAGCCCCAGCUCGGCGUCCUGCGGAACGGGUGGUCUUCACAUUACCCACUGCAAUCCCUUCUGAGUGGUUAUCAGUGCAGCUGUAAUGAUGAACACACAUCUUACGGAGAAACGGGAGUCCCUGUUCCUCCUUUCGGAUGCACCUUCUGUACUGCUCCCGGCAUGGAGCACAUAUUAGCAGUUGCUAAUGAAGAAGGCUUUGUCAGGCUAUAUAAUACAGAGUCACAAACCAGCAAAAAGACAUGUUUCAAGGAGUGGAUGGCACAUUGGAAUGCUGUCUUUGACCUGGCCUGGGUCCCUGGUGAACUUAAACUUGUUACAGCAGCAGGUGAUCAAACAGCCAGAUUUUGGGAUGUAAAAGCUGGUGAGCUGAUGGGAACGUGCAAAGGCCACCAGUGCAGCCUCAAGUCCGUAGCUUUUUCCAAGUUCCAAAAAGCUGUAUUUUGCACAGGUGGGAGAGAUGGCAACAUUAUGAUCUGGGACACCAGGUGUAACAAAAAAGAUGGAUUUUACAGACAGGUGAAUCAAAUCAGUGGAGCUCACAAUACUGCAGACAAGCAAACACCUUCAAAACCUAAGAAGAAACAAAAUUCAAAAGGACUCGCUCCUUCUGUGGAUUCCCAGCAGAGUGUUACUGUGGUCCUCUUUCAGGAUGAGAAUACAUUAGUCUCAGCAGGAGCCGUGGAUGGGAUAAUCAAGGUAUGGGAUUUACGAAAGAAUUACACUGCCUAUCGACAAGAACCCAUAGCGUCCAAGUCCUUCCUGUACCCAGGUACCAGCACUCGAAAACUAGGGUACUCAAGUUUGGUCUUGGACUCCACCGGCUCUGCUUUAUUUGCUAACUGCACAGAUGACAACAUCUACAUGUUCAACAUGACUGGCUUGAAGACUUCUCCGGUGGCUAUCUUCAAUGGACACCAGAACUCUACCUUUUACGUAAAGUCAAGUCUUAGUCCAGAUGACCAGUUUCUAAUGAGUGGCUCAAGUGAUGAGGCUGCCUACAUUUGGAAGGUUUCCAUGCCCUGGCAUCCUCCUACUGUGCUCCUGGGUCAUUCUCAAGAGGUCACAUCUGUGUGCUGGUGUCCAUCGGACUUUACCAAGAUUGCUACCUGCUCUGAUGACAACACACUGAGAAUCUGGCGCUUGAAUAGAGGCCUGGAGGACAGACCAGGGGUUGACAAACACUCCAUAGUGGGCUGGACCUCGCAGAGGAACAAAGAGGCAAAGGCUGGCCCAGGAACGGCACCAAGUAGCCAGAGCACUCCUGCCAAAGCUCCCAGAGCCAAGAGCAGCCCGUCCACUUCCUCACCGUCAGCCGCAGCUUGUACUCCAAGCUGCGCUGCAGACCUCCCUCUUCCUUCAAAUACCCCCACGUUCUCAGUCAAAACCACUCCUGCCAAGACCCGGUCUCCAGUUGGCAGAAGAGGCUCCAUCUCUGUGUCUCCCAAGCCACUCUCAUCUUUCAAGAUGUCGCUUAGAAACUGGGUGACCCGAACACCUUCCUCAUCACCACCCAUCACUCCACCUGCUUCUGAGACAAAGAUCCCGUCUCCCAGAAAAGCCCUCCUCCCUGUGAGCCUGAAGUCCUCCCAAGCAGAUGCUUGCUCUGAAUCUAGAAAUAGGGUGAAGAGGCGUCUAGACUCAAGCUGUCUGGAGAGUGGGAAACAGAAGUGUGUGAAGAGUUGCAGUUGUGUCACUGAGCUUGACAGCCAAGUAGAGAGUAUUCAUGUGGAUCUGUGCUGCCUUUCUGGCAACCAGGACUCCCUUAGCAAGGAGUCUGCGGAUCCUACCAAAUUGAGCAAGAUCGAAGGCACUGGCACAAGCAUCUCGGAGCCUCCUUCUCCUGUCAGUCCUUACAACCCUGAAGGCUGUGGACCACUGCCUCUUCCUCUGAGACCUUGUGGAGAAGGGUCUGAGAUGGCAGGCAAAGAGAAUAGCUCCCCAGAGAAUAAGAACUGGUUGUUGGCCAUGGCAGCCAAACGGAAGGCUGAGAAUUCAUCUCCACGAACUCCUUCGUCUCAGACACCCAGUUCCAGGAGACAGAGUGGAAAGACUUCACCAGCUCCGGUCACCAUCACUCCCAACUCCAUGAGGAAGAUCUGCACAUACUUUCGUAGAAAGUCUCAAGAUGAUUUCUGUAGUCCUGAACACUCGACUGAAUUAUAGAUUCUAAUCUGAGAAUUCACUGAACUUGGGUCUACAAAGAAGAAAAAAGACUUUAUAAUUCUGGUCUUGUAAGAAAAUGGUCAUGUUUUCAUUCUGGAAAAAGUCUUUCUACUCCUUAGCAGACCUAGUCAGGUCUCACUGUCUAGUGUAGAGACAGCUGCCUGGUGAGUGCCGUUUCCAUUUCCUGUGGUGAUUUGUCAUCUGUAGCCUUUCCCAGCAGUCUGUGGUAGUGACAUCCGGCUCAUGGAGGCAGAAAGGAAAGCAUGCCCCUUGUUACCCUGGCUGUGUGUAUAGUGGAGUGCCCAAAGUCCAACACAUGGCGUCGGCGAAAGCCAAUCUGAAGACAGAAGGUGCCUUCUGCAAGCACGGCCUUACCUGGGUAUGUAUCUGUUCACUAUGCUUGUGUGUUUUCCAAACUGUAAAAAAAAAAAAAAAAAAUGAUAUUCUUGUGUACAUUCAUGGUGGUUUCCAUGUUAAAAUACAAUAUCUUGAGUUGAGGUUGUGAUUAUCUUAAAUGCGGUGCUCAAUGUCAACUCUUUAGAGAAAGGAGAAAACAACAGAAAGCUGGGUUUGCGUCCCUGAGAGCUGUGUAGGUCUCAUUUUUUCCUAGAUUUCUGUUACAAACCAGCAUUGUCAUGUAGUUGGAGCAGUUGAGCACUUUGAGAUGCUUUAAAAAGUCGGUUACACUGAAACCAGGGCUACAUGUUAAUGUCAUAAUCAGGCUUUUAAGAUUAAAGGGACUUCUUACCACUUUUUAUAAGGAUGGUAGUGCUGAACUAAAGAGCCAGACCUGGAAAACAAGCAUUGGUUUUAUUUUGUUUUCACAAAAGGCACUAACUAGCAUAUUGUUAAGCAAAGAAACCCACAGCACUUUAUCUUGACCUUUAGUGCAGAGGGUAUGUCAGCUGACUCUAAAUAGUGUUUGAAAUACUUUAACUUUUCUUUCCUUUAAAUGCUACAUGUCAUUCCUCAUGAAAUGAGCAUCAUAUCUCCCUUUGCAGCCUCUUGGAAAGAAACUUUAUCUUCAGGGAAAACGUUCCCAUACAGUUAGGAAAGAGUUUGUUUCAUUCAGAUCCCUAGGGACUGGUUAAACUUUUUCUAUUCUUGUGAUUUUUAAACCUUUUAUUAAAAACUUUAAUUCCUUUGAGAUUGUGAAUUAAGAUUAUAAAACAAACAGGACUGAAUAAUAAGUCAAGUAAUAAGCGUUGGUUUUCUGUGGUUUUAAUCAAGGAGAGAAAAAAAAAACAUUAAAGGACUCGGGAGGCAGAGGCAGGCAGUCUCUUGAGUGCGAGGCCAGCCUGGUCUGCAAAGCAAGUCCAGGGCAGCCAGGGCUCUUUUACACAGAGACUCCCUGUGGGGUGGGAGGUGGGAGAGAAAGUCGGAUUACAAUUUAAAACACACAUGGUAGCAUUAACUGAUUAUUGGAAUCUACAGCGGUUUGCUUUUAGAGUAUUAGGCAGUAGGAAGGUAUUUUUCGUGAUGCAUACCUGCCAAUAGUGUUGAACACAUCUUGCUUUGAAAGCCAGUGGUGGUCAGUGAAGAUGGCUUGUGUCCACGCCUGGCAGCACUGCCAGGUGAGUCUGUGGGCUGUGCCUGGAAAACUGGUGCCACAGAUGGGUGUUGUAGGUCACGUGUGACAAAGCAGUAAUUAUCCCUACCUUUAUUUUUUAUUUUUUAGUAUCAGACUUUGAGCUGACCCUGAAUAAGCCUUUUAUUAUCUGGUGUCCUUUCCCAAGCUUUUUACAGUGACCUGGAAGCAAUCUACACAGAAGUAAUACUAUAGAGUCCCUUUUUCUUGUUUAUGGAGUAAAAUGUGCUUGUUUCCAAAGAUAUAAUCUAGUUUAAACUGAAAGAUGCUCUAAUAAAUGCCUUACUUUGUCAAA
Messenger RNA from Meriones unguiculatus (Mongolian gerbil), 4343 nucleotides. It is a transcript of the gene Dtl, whose product is annotated as denticleless E3 ubiquitin protein ligase homolog. Gene Ontology annotation, cellular component: nucleus. The record is from RefSeq and is a predicted model, not a curated record. The transcript is spliced from 15 exons. NCBI's taxonomy places the organism in Eukaryota, Metazoa, Chordata, Mammalia, Rodentia, Muridae. Bases 271 to 2460 code for a protein of 729 amino acids. Gene Ontology annotation, biological process: proteasome-mediated ubiquitin-dependent protein catabolic process; mitotic G2 DNA damage checkpoint signaling. Gene Ontology annotation, molecular function: protein binding; protein-macromolecule adaptor activity.